UACUAGUGAAAUCUGUGAAUGAUCACAGAGGUCACAUGGUACAAGGCUAUUCACAACAGCCUUGUACCAUGUGACAAGCUCUGUGAUUGGUCACAGCUUGUCACAUGGUACAAGGCUGUUGUGAAUAGCCUUGUACCAUAUGACCUCUGUGAUCAUUCAUAGAUUUCACAAGUAGUAAGCAAUGAUGUCAGGAACCAAUCAGUGAUUACAUGAAUCGGGACUUCACACAGAGGUCCUGUACAGCGAUCUGUGUUCCGCUGUGUCCCAGUGAGCGCACACAGGCAAUGGAUGUGGGGGAAACGUCCACCCGCAUCGGCAGCGCUCCUGUCUGGCAGUUUAUCUACAUGGGCUGGAUGGGAAGUGGUUAA
Messenger RNA from Staurois parvus, 368 nucleotides. NCBI's taxonomy places the organism in Eukaryota, Metazoa, Chordata, Amphibia, Anura, Ranidae. The record is from the annotation of a GenBank genome assembly.